ACCAAUGUGUUUGACAGACAGAAACAAAGACAGUUAUAGUGAGGAAUUAUAAGCAGGCUUAUAGGUUAGUUACGCAUAGUAACUAAGACAUUUUGGAGUAGCAUGAAAUGUGUAUCAGAAGGAGGAAUAGAAGAGAAUGAAGUGCACUUUAAACUCAGUAGAAGAAAGUGACACUGGAGUUCAGCCUGCAGGGAUUCGGAUCCUCCGCACAUUUCAGAUGAAGAAUAAAUUGGUCCGAGUCGGUUUGGCAGAAACCCUUAGUACUUAUGUCAUGAUGGUCUUUGGCUUGGGCUCUGUGGCCCAGGUGGUGACUGGUGGUGGGUUGUUUGGGGAUUACCUGAGCAUCAACCUCGGUUUUGGCUUAGGUGUCACCAUGGGAGUGCACGUUGCCGGCCAGGUAUCAGGUGCCCACAUGAACACUGCCGUCUCCUUCACCAUGUGUACAUUUGGCCGUCUUGGCUGGAAGAUGCUUCCUCUCUACAUAACAGCACAAAUGCUGGGCUCUUUCCUGGCAGCUGGAAGAGACUCAGAAGAUGCAAUGUUUAAGUUCUGCAGCGGUAAUUUCACUGUGUCUGGGCCAAAAGCCACAGCUGGAAUCUUUGCGACUUAUCCUGCGCCAUACAUCUCCAUCCAUGUGGGCUUCUUAGACCAGGUGCUGGGCACAGCCAUGCUGCUGCUGUGCCUCAUGGCCCUAUCGGACCAGCAGAACUCCGCCCCUGCUCCCGGCACUGAGCCCCUGCUUGUCGGGCUUUUAGUGCUACUCAUUGGUAUUUCCAUGGGUAGCAACAGUGGCUAUGCUAUUAACCCUUCGCGGGACCUGGCACCCCGUGUUUUUACGGCCAUGACUGCCUGGGGACAGCAAGUGUUCAGAGCUGGAAACGGCUGGUGGUGGGUGCCAGUGGCAGCCCCUCUGGUGGGAGGGCUUUUGGGAGGCGUGGUCUACAAGCUUUUUGUGGAGCUGCAUCACCCACGGGAGGCACCUAGAUGUACAGAAAGUGGUGUAGAGUUCCUGGAUAACAGGGGUCACCCAGGGGAGGCUAUACAUAUGGACAAUGAUGAUGCUGUGAUGCUGGGGCAAGUGUGCCUAGGAACAGGAGAGUAGGGUAUGAGUAUGGAGCAGGGGCAGUAAAGUAACAUGUCUGUGUUUAUAGAUGAUUCCAUCUGUAAUUCCAACUGGGACCAUUAGUGCCAAACAGCCUGCAUGGGUAUGGAUGAUGCUUUUGGCUUCGCCUCCAGCUGAGGCUAAGAAAAAAAACAGGCUUUGUGCAUCUGUAAAUACUAUUGCCAUAUGCUGCCCAGAAGCGGAGAAAUGAGCUCCAGCCACAUGAACAAGACGUGCUUCCUGAUUUAGGAACACAGUCAGAAGCUGCUUUCUGUUAAGGUGACCUAGCAACACAUCUGCAAAAGUGCAAGAGCAGGUACAAUGGAAGGGCAGGGUGACUGGAGAAAAGCACAUGGUUGUAGAGAGAGUCAAUGGCCUAGCUUCUACGAGGUUCAAAUGAGGUCUAAGUAUUUAUACACUCAACACAACCACAUGAACAAAUAUGAACAGAGACCACGAACCAUUUGAAAUUAAUUAUGAGAGAUGCUUAGAAUAGCCCAUUACCCUGAACAGAAUGAGUGGUUAGAAGAUGAAUAUGCUUGGACUGUUAUGUUCAGCACUCGAGAAGCUUCUGAAGAUGGGCACCCCUCCCAACCGGGUGCUACAAACAGCGAUCAACCUGGUCCUACACAUUAUGGAAAGUUGACGUUUGCUAUGUUCUUCAGGUGAAGAGACCAAUUUCAGCAUUUAUCAGAUAGCGUGACAAAUGCCCUUUUAUCCAAAACCAU
Molecule: messenger RNA, 1830 nt
Organism: Paramormyrops kingsleyae
Lineage: Eukaryota; Metazoa; Chordata; Actinopteri; Osteoglossiformes; Mormyridae
Source: RefSeq, a predicted model, not a curated record